AUGUACAUCACUCUCUACUUCAUAGUCACCCGCCUCCGUGACUCUCUUCGCGCUGUCAGGGACCACUUUCUAACACUUGACCCCACAGACCUCACUGUCGACCUACUCGAGAAGCACCUUCUUGCAGCUCAGACUAGUGUAGUCGCCGUAGGUGCUGCUCGUGGCACUCCUCGCACACCCUUCUUUGAGGGGUGUUCCCCCUCCCCCCUUGCCCCCUCCUACAAUUCUGCUGCUGCUGUUGACAUCCUUGGUGCUGAGGAUGUCGGGGCUGCUUCUGCUCUUAGUGGGAAGUGCCGUAGCGGCAAGGGCAAGGGUGGCAAGAGUGGUGGCGGUGGAAGCGGGGGUGGAGGUGGUGGAGGCAGUAGAGGCGGUGGAGGUGGCGGAGGUGGUGGUAGUGGUGGGAGUGGUGGCGGGAGUGGGGGCUUCGGUGGCGGCGGUGGUGGCAGCGGUGGGGGUGGGGGUGGCGGUGGUGGCGGCAGUGGGAGUGGUGGUGGCGGUGGUGGUGGCGGACGGGGUGGAGCUGUUCAGCGGGGAGAUUAUGGCGGUGGCCAGAGGCAGCAGCAGCAGUGUCGAAGUGAGACCCCUACGCCCCAGCAGCUUCGUGAGUGGUUUGCUCAGCGUGGGGCGUCUGGGGGUAGUGUACGCUCCCCAUUUUGGAGACAAGGCCGAGUGCCCCCGUUGGCUAGAGCUGCUUAG
Messenger RNA from Closterium sp. Naga37s-1, 696 nucleotides. Lineage: Eukaryota; Viridiplantae; Streptophyta; Zygnematophyceae; Desmidiales; Closteriaceae. The record is from the annotation of a GenBank genome assembly.